AGAUGAAAUUAAGAAGAGAGAGAGAGUGAGAGCUCGAGACUCUCGUCAAUGGCGGACUGAGACUUUUUUACCUAAACCAGUCAAAUCAAGGAGGCGACGGAGAAUAUUGAAAAGGAAGAAGAACAUGAGGUAAAAGUUUGGCUGAAGAAUAAAGUGGCGAUUCGAAUCAGACCAUAGUAUUGUUGUUGUGUCUAGCUGUUUCUACUUCAUUAGGUUCAGAUUAGGGAUUUUUAGGUUGGAGCGGAGUUUGAAUGCUGCUGAAAAAAUCGAGAGAUUGAGAAGAUGGAGGAGAUUAGAGGAGUGCCUACGUGGCAGGAAGAGCUGGCGAGUCUCGUUGACGCCGGAUUGCGAUACGACGGAGCGCCGAUCGAUUUCACGGCGGCUACUGAAUCCGGGUCAAAGCGAUCGGGUUUUAUGUCGGUGGAUGGAUCCGGAUCCGAAGCAAAGGAGACGUUGAAAGAUCAAGUGACGGGGUUUAUGACAUCGUGGGGAGAGAUGCUUGUUGACCUCUCGAGAGGAUGCAAGGACAUUGUUCAGCAGACGGUGGUGACCGAUGACUCGUUCGUCGUGCGGAAGCUUGGGAAACCGGCGGCUAAAGUUUCGAAGAAGCUUAGCUUUAUGAACGACUUCUUGCCUGAGGAUCGUGAUCCGAUUCACGCAUGGCCUGUGAUUUUCUUCGUCUUCCUCUUAGCACUCGCAGCAUUAAGCUUUAGUCCGGAGCAGGAUAGACCAGUGCCAGUGAUAACAAAACUGCGAAUACAUCCUACCGGUGCAACCCGUGUACAGCUUCCAGAUGGUAGAUAUGUCGCUUACCAGGAGCUGGGUGUUUCAGCUGAAAGAGCAAGAUACUCUUUAGUUACGCCUCAUUCUUUUCUUUCCUCUCGACUUGCAGGCAUCCCUGGAGUGAAGAAAUCAUUGCUUGAAGAGUAUGGUGUCCGUUUAGUGUCAUAUGAUCUUCCAGGGUUCGGAGAGAGUGACCCUCAUCGAGGUCGAAACCUUAGCUCAUCUGCCUCGGAUAUGAUUAACCUUGCAGCUGCUAUCGGAAUCGUAGAUAAAUUCUGGUUACUCGGCUACUCUACCGGUAGUAUGCAUACAUGGUCUGCGAUGAAAUACUUCCCGGAUAAAAUUGCAGGAGCUGCAAUGGUGUCUCCGGUGAUCAAUCCAUAUGAGCCAAGCAUGGCCAAGGAAGAGAUGGUGAAAACAUGGGAACAAUGGUUAACAAAGAGGAAAUUCAUGUACUUUAUAGCACGCCGGUUUCCAAUUCUUCUUCCUUUCUUCUACCGUAGAUCUUUUCUCUCUGGUAAACUUGAUCAUCUCGAUCAGUGGAUGUCACUAUCAUUAGGAGAAAAGGAUAAACUUCUACUCAAAGAUCCUACUUUCCAAGAAUUUUACCAAAGGAACGUGGAGGAAUCCGUUCGUCAAGGAAUCACAAAACCAUUUGUAGAAGAAUCCGUGCUUCAAGUAUCGAGCUGGGGUUUUACUCUUUCCGAAUUCCGCACACAGAAGAAAUGUACAACUAAUGGUGUCCUCUCUUGGCUCAUGUCAAUGUACAGUGAAGCCGAAUGUGAACUAAUUGGAUUUCGAAAACCCAUUCACAUAUGGCAGGGAAUGGAUGAUCGGGUUGCUCCACCAUCAAUGAGUGACUACAUCAGCAGGAUGAUUCCGGAAGCUACUGUACAUAAGAUUCCAGAGGAAGGUCAUCUCUCCUUCUACUUUUUCUGUGAUGAUUGCCAUAGACAGAUUUUCUAUGCUUUAUUCGGAGAACCCAAAGGGCAGCUUGAGAAAGCAAAAGAAACUCUAGUCGAGACGGAGGCACAUAAGGACACAACUAGUUCUACUACAACCACCAAAGAGUAAAGAAGUAAAAGCGGUUGAAAACUAUAGAAAUCAAAGCUACAUAUUUUUUUUCACAUUUUUAGGGUUAUACACCAAGCAGGAUUUUAUUUUGGAUCACAUUUUACAUUCUAAAGACUUAAAAAGAGUUUAGUGAAAGGGAAUUUGUCAACGGUUUUCUUGACAUAGGAAGUGUUAUAUUCAGCCAUUAAACAA
Molecule: messenger RNA, 2049 nt
Organism: Eutrema salsugineum
Lineage: Eukaryota; Viridiplantae; Streptophyta; Magnoliopsida; Brassicales; Brassicaceae
Exons: 7
Coding region: 283-1857 (524 amino acids)
Source: RefSeq, a predicted model, not a curated record